Molecule: messenger RNA, 4982 nt
Organism: Mauremys reevesii (Reeves's turtle)
Lineage: Eukaryota; Metazoa; Chordata; Testudines; Geoemydidae
Gene: TERT
Product: telomerase reverse transcriptase
Exons: 17
Coding region: 512-4576 (1354 amino acids)
Biological process (GO): telomere maintenance via telomerase
Cellular component (GO): telomerase catalytic core complex
Molecular function (GO): telomeric repeat DNA binding; telomerase RNA binding
Source: RefSeq, a predicted model, not a curated record
CACCCCCUCAGGACUCCAAGUCCUGUAAAUUACUUUCACCCCUGGAAAGAACGUGAGCGGCCGCUGCGCAAUCCGAACUGACAAAUAUGGUGUGGACGCAUUUCACUCCCGGCAGAAACAGCAGGCGUCCUCCAGCCCAGCCCCCGCAACUCCCGCCUGCCGCCCAGCUCCCUGCUAAGCUCCGCUCCCCUGUGCCCAGCCUGCUGCUUUGCGCUCCGGGCCGCGUGCGGCGCCAGUGAAGGCCGCUCAGGGAGAGGGCGGCUCCCCCGCGGCCGGGCUGCAAACAGGCUCACGCACUAGGUCUGCGCAGGCAGGAGUGUGAGCAUGUGCAGGAGCCAGUGGGACUGGGUUGGGGGUGAGCGAGCUGUGGCUGCUGUGGUGCUGUUGCUCCGGGAAGUCAAUAGGUGCAGCGGCACAGGCGGGAUUUGUGGGUCUGGGAGGGAGACGUUCGUGCUUCCGGGCAAGGUGGGUCGGUCCCAGCAGGGAGGCGGCUCCGCUCGCCUCCAGCAGCAUGGCAGGCUCUGGGCCCUUUGGCGCCGUGCUGGCCAUGCUGGAAGGCUGCUAUGCCGAGGUGCUGGGGCUUGAACGGUUUGUGCAGAGGCUCCGGGAGGCGGCUGCCUGCGGGCCUGGCGAAGCUGAACUGCUGCAGCGCGGAGACUCCGAGCUCUACCAGACGUUUGUGUCCCAGUGCGUGGUGUGCGUCCCCCGGGGAGCCCGAGCCAUCCCCCAGCCCCUCUCCUUCCAACAGUUAUCUAGUGAGAGUGAAGUAGUCAUAAGAGUCAUUCAAAGACUUUGUGAAAAAAAGAAGAAGAAUGUCCUUGCAUUUGGGUAUACGUUAUUGGAUGAAAACAGUUCCUAUUCACAGGUGAUGUCUACUUCAAAUAUAUGCAGCUAUCUACCUAAUACUGCAACAGAAACUCUUCGGAUGAGUGUCCUAUGGGAAACGUUAUUGAGCAGGAUAGGGGAUGAUGUUAUGAUGUAUUUAUUGGAACACUGUGCUAUCUUUAUGCUAGUGCCACCUAGUUGCUCUUAUCAAAUAUGUGGGCAGCCUGUGUAUGAGCUUAUUUCAAGUAAUGCAGCACCUUCCGCAGUGUUUGUUAAACAAAGGUAUUCAAAAAGUAGACAUAAUAUUUUGUUUGACUACAUGCAAAAAAAAUUUCAGUUAUCAAAGACAAACAGGUGGAAAUGGAAACCAAGAUCAGAAAUUAAUAUCUUGAACACUAAAAGUCAAAGGAAUAAUAGAACACAAGGCUCUGUGCCUGAUAAUGAGCAUUCUGCCACAGCUAAGGGAGCUGCUGGGCAAAAUUCUAAAACAAAUGAACAGGUCAGAAUGGCCACUGGACACCUGGAAAAUCACAGAGGACCUAACCUAUAUCCAGUUGCUACAACCACACCUUCGAAAAGGAAGCUUGAUAGGGAUCAGUUUGAAGUUACAGCUAAAAGGAUGAAGAUAAAUCUAAAAGAAGAAGAAGAUGCUUGGAACCUUGGUUCUAAUGUAAAUAAAAAUAAGUUCACUCUGGACAUCAUUUAUGAUACACAGUCUUUUUCAUGUGUAGAAUCAUUUUCUGUAAAUAACUUUAUUAAAAUAAAGUCCCUUUCUCAAGAAAAUGAGGGUAGAGCAGAGACUCCUGAUGCACCUUCUUUAGUGCAGGAAGCUCAAGAUAGUAAGGGAAAGUCUGUGACAGAUGAUGAGAAUUCGUUAAGGCUGCGUGUUCAGUGUAAUAAACUUUAUAAAUCUACCACUGAGACUAAAACUAAUUCCAGCAGAGAGGGAGUUGAGCUAGAUAUCUGUAAAUUUCAGGUUGGUUCUGUACAAAUGAAAAAAGCAGAAGAUACAUUUUUAAAAUACAGAGGGCUUAAGUGCCCCCCAACUAAUAUAUCUAAGAAGCUAUCCAAUAAAAUCUCACAUUCCAGAGUGUACAUUGGGAGGAAAAGUCUCUUAUAUUCUUCCAGGAGCUUCCGAGAAUGUUUUCCUAAAUCAUUUUUAUUGAAUCGCUUAAAGGGCUGCCAGGCAGGGGGACAACGGCUUGUAGAAAUGAUAUUCUUAAACAGCAAAAUACUGGUGCAAAAAUGCAGUGAAAACGCACCAAGUUACAACUGGAGAAAGAAGAGAUUGCCCAAACGCUACUGGCAGAUGAGAGAUGUAUUUCAAAAAUUGUUAAAGAAUCAUGCAAAGUGUCCCUAUUUAGUACUUUUAAAAAAGAAUUGUCCUGUCUGGAUUUCUGAGACAAAUUCAAGCAAAACUGACAGAAUGUGUCAGUCAGUUUCAUGUGAUGGAGUACAGAUUGAUAGGGAAGCAGAAGGUCAACUUGGGGAAGAGCCUCCUAUAUGUUUGACUAGCAGUGGCAGAGAAGGUAGUUACACUGCUGUUCCAAAUCGUUCGUGUUCGCUUUCAAAAAGAACUUCAAUUGAUUUAAGUAUCUUAAGCAGCCCUGAUAAAUUUGUGUUGGGGCGAACAGAAAAUGAAAGACAAAAUGCUAAAGACUUCUGUGAUCCUGGCUUGAAGGAGCUUCUCAGACAGCACAGCAGCCACUGGCAGGUGUAUGUUUUUGUGCGGGAAUGUUUAGACCUGGUGGUACCAGCAGAACUGUGGGGUUCUAGCCAUAACAAAUGCCGUUUUUUAAAAAAUGUGAAAACAUUCAUCUCCUUGGGAAAAUUUGCCAGGUUUUCUUUGCAGGAAUUGAUGUGGAAGAUGAGAGUGAAUGACUGUACGUGGCUUCGUGUGAUCAAAGGUGAUCAUUUUGUUCCUGCUUUGGAACACCGUUACCGUGAAGAAAUUUUGGCCAAGUUCCUAUACUGGCUGAUGGAUACCUAUAUUGUACAGCUGCUCAGAUCAUUUUUCUACAUCACCGAGACCAUGUUCCAGAAGAACAUGCUUUUCUUCUACCGAAAACUAAUUUGGAGCAAGCUACAGAACAUUGGAAUGAGAAACCAUUUUGCCAAAGUGCAUCUUCGUGCAUUAUCUGCGGAGGAAAUUGAAAAAGUACAGCAGAAGAAAUGUGUUCCUAUGGCAUCAAAACUUCGGUUCAUCCCUAAACCAAACGGGUUGCGACCUAUAGUAAAAGUGAACACUGUUUUUGGAGCAAAAACACUGAACAGGAAAAGCAGAGACAAGAAGGUUCAUUAUUUCAACACUCAACUUAAAAAUCUAUUUAGUGUUCUGAAUUAUGAACGAACCGAAAACACCAGUCUCCUAGGCUCCUCAGUGUUUGGGAAAGAUGAUAUAUAUAAAAUAUGGAGGAAGUUUGUUUCUGAAGUUCUUGAAUCAAAGGAUAAAAUACCUCGUUUCUACUAUGUGAAGGCUGAUGUCACUGGGGCUUAUGAUGCUAUUCCUCAUGAUAAACUUGUGGAAGUGGUCUCUCAAAUCUUAGAUCCCGAGAAAAGAACAGUUUACUGCAUACGGCGCUAUGCAGUGAUCAAGAUUACCAUGAGUGGACAAAUCAGAAAAUACUAUAGAAGACACGUUUCUACUUUCAAGGAUUUUAUGUCUCAUAUGAGAUUAUUUGUAUCCCAUCUGCAAGAGAGUACAUCGCUACAAAAUGCCAUAGUAGUUGAACAGAGCCUUUCUUUAAACGAAACAAGCUCCAGCCUGUUUGCUUUUUUUCUGCAAAUGAUCCAUAACAACAUCUUGGAGAUUGAGGGCAGGUACUACUUACAGUGUUGUGGAAUUCCGCAGGGCUCCAUUUUAUCAACUCUGCUUUGCAGUUUAUGCUAUGGAGACAUGGAAAACAAAUUAUUCUGUGGAAUACAGCGAGAUGGAGUGCUGAUACGGUUAAUUGAUGACUUUUUGCUACUUACACCUCACUUAACACUAGCGAAAACUUUUCUGAGGACUCUGGCAACAGGCAUUCCUGAGUAUGGCUUUUUAAUAAACCCCAAGAAGACCAUGAUGAAUUUUCCUGUUGAUGAGGAUAUCCCAGGAUGUUCCAAAUUUAAACAGUUACCAUAUUGCGCUGUGAUCCCGUGGUGUGGGUUGUUACUAGAUAUACAGACACUUGAGGUUUACUGUGACUACUCCAGUUAUGCCUGUACUUCUAUCAGGUCAAGUCUCGCCUUCAAUUCAAGCAACACAGCAGGGAAAAACAUGAAAUACAAACUUCUCACAGUCCUGAAGCUGAAAUGUCAUAGUUUAUUUCUCAAUUUACAGGUUAACAGUCUUAGAACAGUUUUCAUUAACAUUUAUAAGAUAUUUUUGCUGCAGGCCUACAGGUUCCAUGCAUGUGUUCUCCAGCUUCCCUUUAACCAGCAAGUUAGAAAAAACCCUGGCUUCUUCCUGAGGAUCAUUUCUGAUACUGCAUCUUGCUGCUAUUCUAUUUUGAAAACCAAAAACACAGGGAUUGCUUUAGGUACCAAAGGUGCUUCUGGGCUAUUUCCUUCUGAAGCAGCAGAAUGGCUUUGCUAUCGUGCUUUCAUUAUCAAACUGACAAACCACAAAGUUAUCUACAAGUGCCUUCUUAGGUUCCUAAAAAUAUGUCAAUUGCAGCUAUUCAAGAAAAUCCCAAAGGCUACUAUGCAGCUGCUGAAGACAGUGACAGAGCCAGCUCUUUGUAAAGACUUCAAAGCCAUCAUGGAUUAAUUGACCUAAUCAAGUUAUUUUAUAACCUUUAUAGGUUUGAUGAUAAUUGCUGCGUGUUAAGAAUUACUGACCAGUUUUUAUUUUGAUAUUUUGCAAAUGAUCUGCCCACAACAACUUUUAUGUCCGAAAUUUCCCCUAGCUGUUUCUCAGCUGGCAGUGGUUUAACAAGACAGGCAGAAGAAUAUAUUAGAUUUCUUUUCUAUUUCUGUUACAUAUUUCCUGCCCACUUCUAAUAGCUGUAUCCAAUCAAAGACUUUCUGACCAUAGGGAUUCCCAUCUUCAUGAUGAAGAUUACAUUUAUUUAUAAGCUUUACUUAUAUGGCCACAGCUUUCUCCUCUAAGUCCAUCCUUUCUAUAAAACUCUUCUCUAUCUCUUUGUAUUUCAUAUUGCAGUAGUAAUAAUUAA